AUGAAUGAAAAAUAUCGUGAACGUCAUCGAAGAGAAUGGGAAAAACUUGAGAAAGAUGUCGAGUUGGAAUACAAAAAUAUAUUAAAAGAUAUAAGUCAAAUUAAUAUCGAAGUAGAGCCGAAUGAUGUUGAAAUUAGUUCGAAUGAACGGGGUUUUUGGGAGCAUGAAAUCGUCAACUUAUCCCCAUUUGAUGUCGUUUGCCGUAUUCGAAUGACGAAUUCACGACUUUUUUCGACUAGUGAAAAUGUGUUUAUUAUUAAACAAAAACAGGCGAAAUUGUUGAAAAUCUCUCGUGCGCCUCAUCAAAUCCGUUCUCACCAUCUGAAAAUCGAUGUAAUCCGACACGUGGAAUCAUUCGAACCAAAAAGUUUACUUGACUAUUUUAUUGGUCCAUAUGCAUUCAAAACAUUCAUUGUUCGAUAUCACGGAGCACCGAGAUAUUGGUCAGAUGCAUUGGAAAUGAAUGAUUGGAUUCCAGAUGAAAUAAUAGAUGAAAAAUGGGAAACUCUUGAGAAAAAGAAGACUUCGAAAGAGAAAAAGUCGUCAUUAGAAGCAUCAGAAUUGAGCAGUUCAAAUGAAAAUCCAGAUCCAGAAGAAGAUUUGGGUACUAUUCAACGGGCUAACAUGAAUACAACUAACUUGAUGAUAACAGCAAAUCAAGCUCCAGAAGAAUUGAAACUUGAAUCAGAAUCAGACGUCGGAAGUGAUUUUGAUGAGGCUCUUGAAAAUGAACUGGCGAAUAUGAGUGUUUGA
This is a messenger RNA of Caenorhabditis remanei, 753 nucleotides long. RefSeq lists its product as uncharacterized. The transcript has 4 exons. The record is from RefSeq and is a predicted model, not a curated record. Bases 1 to 753 code for a protein of 250 amino acids. NCBI's taxonomy places the organism in Eukaryota, Metazoa, Nematoda, Chromadorea, Rhabditida, Rhabditidae.